Messenger RNA from Eutrema salsugineum, 1600 nucleotides. RefSeq names its product bZIP transcription factor 68. The transcript has 13 exons. Gene Ontology annotation, molecular function: sequence-specific DNA binding; DNA-binding transcription factor activity. Gene Ontology annotation, cellular component: nucleus. The coding region runs from base 224 to 1393 and encodes 389 amino acids. The record is from RefSeq and is a predicted model, not a curated record. Gene Ontology annotation, biological process: regulation of DNA-templated transcription. NCBI's taxonomy places the organism in Eukaryota, Viridiplantae, Streptophyta, Magnoliopsida, Brassicales, Brassicaceae.
UCCUCCUCCUCUUCCCCGUCAGAAACACGACACGACCAAUCACCAAAGCUUAAAAAAACUUCAUUCAUUCUCCCAAUCUCACUCCAAUUUCUGCAAAACUAAAGCUUUUUAAUUCCUUCGCAUCUCUGGGUUUGCUCAAACAUUAACGAUCUUGAGAACUCGUUCUGCUCUAGUGUGAAGCUUCUUCUUCUACUUGGUUGUUUAGAAGCUGGUGAAUGUGGUAAUGGGUAGCAGCGAGAUGGAGAAAUCGGGUAAAGAGAACGAACCCAAGACUCCACCACAUUCGUCUUCUUCUGCUCCUGCUCCUGCUCCUGCUCCUGUUACUUCACAGGAACCUUCUUCUUCUGCUGCUGUGAGUGCUGGAAUGGCUACUCCAGAUUGGUCUGGUUUUCAGGCUUAUUCUCCUAUGCCGCCUCAUGGUUACGUGGCGUCAAGUCCUCAGCCUCACCCUUAUAUGUGGGGUGUUCAGCAUAUGAUGCCUCCUUAUGGAACACCGCCUCAUCCUUAUGUUGCAAUGUAUCCACCAGGUGGCAUGUACGCUCAUCCUUCAAUAGCUCCGGGAUCUUAUCCAUACAGUCCCUAUGCAAUGCCUUCUCCUAAUGGAAUGGCUGAAGCUACUGGAAAUACUGGAAGCGGUAUUGACGGUGAGGCUAAACAAUCUGAAGUGAAGGAAAAAUUGCCAAUCAAAAGAUCAAAAGGAAGCUUGGGAAGUUUGAAUAUGAUUAUAGGAAAGAACAGCGAGACUGGAAAAAGCUCAGGAGCAUCUGCUAAUGGAGCUUGCUCUAAAAGUGCUGAGAGCGCCUCUGAUGGUUCAAGUGAAGGAAGUGAUGCAAAUUCUCAAAAUGACUCGGGAUCUAGACACAACGGGAAGGAUGGUGAAACAGCUUCAGAUUCUGCUCAUGGACCACCUCGUAAUGGAAGUAAUCUACCGGUGAACCAGAUCGUCCCCAUCAUGCCAGUGUCAGCUACAGGUGUUCCUGGCCCACCGACAAAUCUAAACAUCGGAAUGGAUUAUUGGAGCAGCCAUGGGAAUGUUUCUUCAGCCGUUCCUGGAGUUGUAGUAGAUGGUUCCCAAUCACAACCAUGGUUACAGGACGAGAGAGAGCUUAAGCGACAGAGACGAAAGCAAUCCAAUAGAGAGUCUGCUCGUAGAUCCAGGUUGCGUAAACAGGCGGAAUGUGAUGAGCUGGCACAAAGAGCAGAUGUGUUGAAUGGAGAAAACACAAGUCUUAGAGCAGAAAUAAACAAGCUUAAAAGCCAAUAUGAAGAGCUUCUUGCUGAAAACAGCUCUCUCAAGAAUCGAUUUUCGUCAGCCCCGUCACUACUCGAAGGAGUAAACUUGGACAAGAACGAGCAAGAAACAGAGACAAGCAAACGUCAGGAUGUUGCAUAGACCAAUGGUGGUUCCUUGAACAAACUCAGCCUGACAACAGCUAACAGUUUCAUGUAAUUUUAGGAACCAGAGUUUGUUUUUAGUGUUUAAGCUUAAUGGUGCGUUUAAGUUGGAGAGAAUGCUCUCUUCUUUAACAAAUUGUGUAUAUUUUGUUUUUUCUGUUUGUUCAUAAUUUGGGCUUUGUCGAUAGAAAUGGACUCUAAAUUG